This is a messenger RNA of Myxocyprinus asiaticus (Chinese sucker), 3388 nucleotides long. RefSeq names its product type 2 phosphatidylinositol 4,5-bisphosphate 4-phosphatase-like. Lineage: Eukaryota; Metazoa; Chordata; Actinopteri; Cypriniformes; Catostomidae. The record is from RefSeq and is a predicted model, not a curated record. Gene Ontology annotation, cellular component: phagocytic vesicle membrane; late endosome membrane; plasma membrane. Bases 704 to 1477 code for a protein of 257 amino acids. Gene Ontology annotation, molecular function: phosphatidylinositol-4,5-bisphosphate 4-phosphatase activity. Gene Ontology annotation, biological process: phosphatidylinositol dephosphorylation. The transcript has 7 exons.
UACAUAAUACACAUAAAUUGGAUAUAUCAGAAAAAGUAUCAAUUUAACAAUCUUUUGGAAGGAUAUUAUGCAAUAUAUUAAAAUGUACUUUUCUUAUCUUGUUAGAAAUACAUUAUUUUUCACGUUAUGGCCAGACUCUUCACCAGUAAUCAUUUUGCACACACACACACACACAAAAUUAGAAUCAUUUUAAAUAGUAGAAUAAAAAAAUAAAAAACAAUCGCACACUGGACUAAUGUAUUAAUUAACAAAGUUUUAAAGACAAUUAAAAAGGUCUUUGAGACAAAAAAAAAAAAAAAAAAAACUUGCAGUCAGGUAAGAUUUACAGUUACAUUACAGAAUAUUUCAUCGACAUACUUUUUUCAUGGACAUUUACUUUUUUCUUUUUCUAAUGACACGAACGGCCCUUACGGGAAUUCAUAAAUUAAUAUUUCCCCCUUUCUGACCAAAAUGUAAAGUGUCAAAUGAAUAUCUAGGAGUCGGGAAAGACUCGUGCGCAACAUUUACAGAAGAUACUGAAGGGAGAUCCCGUCCACCCAGCAGUGCUUUCUCAUCCUCCCCGGUUACAUCUUUGACUCCGCCUCUCCACGGCCUCUGCCAAGCGCUCAGUCUCGCGCUGCCCCUCUCCAGAAUAACAGACGGAUACCACCAUUCGUCGCUGCUGUUGCUGUUUAUCUGUGCUGCCCGCUGAUCUACUGAGAUAAUGGCCUCCGAUGGUAUGGAUGAACGAUCCCCGCUGUUGUCAGCACCGAACUCGGGGAAUGUCACGCCCACAGCUCCGUCGUACCAGCAGGAUUCGAGCCCGAGAGCCGAAUUACCUCCGCCCUACACAGCCAUUGCCAGUCCAGAUACAGGCGGAGUGCCUGUUAUCAACUGUCGAGUGUGCCAGUCUCUUAUAAAUCUGGACGGCAAGCUCCAUCAGCACGUGGUGAAGUGCACCAUCUGCAACGAGGCCACGCCUAUAAAAAACCCACCAACAGGAAAGAAGUAUGUUAGAUGUCCUUGCAACUGCCUGCUAAUCUGUAAAGACACAUCUAGGAGGAUAGGAUGCCCCCGGCCCAACUGCAGACGGAUCAUCAAUCUGAGUCCAGUGAUGGUGGUCCCAGAGGAGCAGCCUGCCCAGCCAGCUCUACCAGUCCAGCCUGAGGGCAUGCGCGUGGUCUGCGGCCACUGCGGAAACACAUUCCUUUGGAUGGAGCUCCGAUUCAAUACACUGGCCAAGUGCCCACACUGCAAAAAAAUAUCCUCUGUAGGCAGUGCCCUACCCAGAAGACGCUGCUGUGCCUACAUUACAGUAGGAAUGAUCUGCAUUUUCAUCGGUGUUGGUUUAAUAAUGGGCACUCAGGACUUUGCCAGGCGCUAUCAUGCUACUUAUGUUUCCUGGGCCUUUGCAUAUCUCCUUGGGCUUAUCUGUCUGAUACGGGCCUGCUACUGGGGAGCAAUUAAAGUCAGCUAUCCAGAGAACACCUUUGCAUAGACAAAACUUUGUCCAUCUUCAAAGAGUCCUUUUAGUAUUUGAUUUAUCCUGAUUUUAACAGGCUAACUGCUGGAUGCUCACUCCUGUUACAAGAGCCAGAAUUUAAGAAUCCACUGGGUUUAGGUACCUGUAGACGUUUUAAUUACAGAUUAAGUUAUUAAUUGGCUCUGAUAUUUCUCUAACUGAUGUGAACUUGAUGAUGACUAGAGAAAAUAAAUUGAAACCAGUGAUUCUAAAAUUAGAUUUAAAAUAAUAAUAAUCAUUAUAAUAAUCCUUUGUUCUUUGGUACACCUCUUGGAUUUUGUCGGUGGACGUAUUUUAAGUACUGCUUUUUGUUAACAACUCGACCAAAAAUAGAUGAUCUUUUAUGAACAAUUUGCCCAUUGCACUGCAAUUUUAUGCAAUUUUUCUGUUCUGUUGCUGCUAGUUACCAUAGCUGUAAUGAGCUGAGAGAUGUUAUGUGUUGAGAAAGCCUGCCAGCACCAAUAGUGGCACUGUCUGUCAUUUGAAAUGCUCAGAUAUAUUUAACUCUUCUUGCAAUCCUGUGCCAACAUUUAGGGGAUGUCCCUAUAUCAUAUGUUUUUGUGGCUUCAAAAGUAAAAAAGCAAGCAUGUACAGGGUCACUGUACCUCAUUAAUAGUUAAUGACACUUCAAAGAGUAGUUCGUAAUGGAAAAUUCUAUAAUUUCAAUAUAAUUCUGUCAUUCCAAGCUCAAAUUACUUGCAUGAAUACAAAAGGAAAUGUUUAGCUAAAUGUUCACACUUCUCUUUUCCAUAUAAUGGUAGUGCAGUCUGAUCUCACAGUGAAAUUGGAAAGAGUAGGUUGACUUUCUUUAGCAAAAAUCGGUAUAUGCUGACCGAAAUGUAAAACACUGCCCCCAGUGGGCUAAGCGGGAAGUGUUGUUGCUCCAUAUAUGUCCAGAAGAGGUUACCAAAAGCUAGUUGUGGAGAGUGGGUUUUUUUUUUUUUUUUUUUUUUUUUUUUCAGCUGUACAGGAUGAAAUACAGUGAAGAGGAAUGCAUAUUUUAUGGACUCUACCCCCCAACCCAAACCUAAAUAUAACCAUGAAACGAUGCAAAAAUGUUUGGUGGGAAAUGGUGCAUGUCAUUGAGUCAGCAUAAUGUUGCCGAUCCUAGGGUACCGGAACUUUCGGGAACUGCAACUUUCGGGGACUUCCCAUGUGGUCAUGUUGGGCAGUGAAUAGUGACCAGAGGGUAAAAAAUUCCAAAAAGGACAAAAAAGCAUCAUAAAAGUACUAGAACAGUAGUCCAUAAGACUUGCCCAGUAUAUUCCAAGUCUUCUGAAGCCAUACAAUAGCUGUAUGUGAGGAGUAGACUGAAAUUUAAGUCAUAUUUCUCUGAAAAGUGAAACCCCUGGUAAACAUUCACUUUCAUUGUAUGAAAAAAAGUAGUUUGAACAUUCUGCUAAACAUCUCCUUUUGUGGUCUACAGAAGAAAGAAAAUAAUGCAGGUUUGGAACAACAUGAAGGUGAUUCAUGCACAUGCUGAAUGGGAGUUAUUUACAUGUGCAUGUAUCUUAACUUGAUUCUUAAUUUGUCUUAAUUUAUCUUAAUUUGUACUCAGAAACAGUGUUUUAUUAGUCUGUUACUGAAAGCACAGUGGAAGUGUUACGCCUUUUGUGUCCUUUCUGUGUGUAGAAUGUAAACCUGCCUAUUUCCAAAACUCAGUAAAAAACGUUGCUAGUAUUACUGUAGCUUACAUUUACAGUAGUUCUGUAUUUUGUCAAGACAAAUGGAAAUAACUAUAUCUAAUCUUGUUCUGAAUGUGACAAGCCAGUGAACUCCUUGUACAUAGGCAACUCAGCACACAAAGUCUGUAGUUCAAGUUGGAAUAUGGCUUGGGUUGUUUUUGUGUGUGUGAGUGUGUUUUUUUUUUUUAUUUCUUUUUUUUUU